This is a messenger RNA of Astrephomene gubernaculifera, 1384 nucleotides long. NCBI's taxonomy places the organism in Eukaryota, Viridiplantae, Chlorophyta, Chlorophyceae, Chlamydomonadales, Astrephomenaceae. The record is from the annotation of a GenBank genome assembly.
UGUGAAUGUGAAUUGAAACUGUCCCAUUUUACCUUGCCACCUAUCUCUUAACUCUUUUGGUUCCGCUGGCCAUAUGUCGCGGCCAGUCUUAAACCUGCUGCGCGUUUCUAGGCUUCCAAUAUUUACACAGUUGCACUUAGAGGAGGCGCUGCUUCGAGCUACAACGGAUAACUGGCUUAUCAUUAACGACGGAGCCUUUCAUCCGGCCAUAGUAAUCGGCAUCUCAGGCCGCCCCCAGGAGCUGGUCCACUGCGAGGAAGCCUUGCAGCAUGGCAUCCAAGCCAUCCGCCGAUUCACCGGCGGCGGCACAGUCGUGGUGGAUCAAGAUACGGUGUUCUCCACGUUAAUUAUGCAGGGCUCCUCCUUACCUCAGGUGGACUGCUUUCCGCACCCCAUCAUGGCAUGGACGGAGAAGCUCUACCGGCCAGCCUUCGCGGCAGCUGGCUGCCCCGAUUUUACCCUCCGGGAAAACGACUAUGUGGUGGGCAGCGGCCUCAAGGUGGGCGGCAACGCGCAGGCGAUCACGGGUCGCCGCUGGCUGCACCACACCUCCUUCCUUUGGGACUACCAGCGGGAGCACAUGGCGCUGCUGAGGCAGCCCGCCAAGGCGCCCAAGUACCGACAGGGUCGGCAGCACGGGGAGUUUGUGACACGACUGUGCGACGUGCUGAGUCCGCACCGCGGCCGGCAAGCGCUGGUGCAGUCCAUAGCGGCCUCGGCGGCCGAGCUAGGGUUCGAGUUGCAGGAGCGCUCCCUGGCAGAGGCGGCUCCAGCGCUACAGCACCGGCCACUGCUGCUGGGCUCAAAGCUACUCGACCUGCGCUCCUUCGCUGCCUCCGCUGUGGAGCCGAACAGCAACAGCAGCGGCCGAUAGGACGGCGAUAACCGUGCAAGCUAGCACAUUAGCAGCAGCGUGGUCUUCCUGUCCACGUGAUCAGCGGUAUAGCUUUGGUAGCGUGCUAUCAUACAUUCAUACUUGGGCAUACUGCUCAGCUAGCUUGAGUAGUGUUGCAGGUGUGGUUGAGAUGCCAUGAACCAAACAGGUGGUGCGUGAGAUUGCAUAAAGGCUUGGACGUUACACGGUUUAGUAUGUGCUUGGAUCGCACUUGCAGUUUGAAUAUUAUAUUUAUUUAUUAUACUUCACACAAUGGAAAAGACGAGGACACUGCAUCAAGCUGCACGCUGACAUCAGCAUGCUGAGUAGCCAACCAAGACUGGUCGUGACCUGUCCCGAGGAUAAGUAAUAAUGAGCAGUGGCCUGGGUUGUUCAGUGUUCAUCAAAUUACUGGACACAUGUACUCGACACAUGGAAGCUUGCAUGCCCUCGAUAGUACGUUUGUUCGGCGAUUGCGGCCGUUCACGCUCGUUAAUGACAAUACGAUUG